This is a messenger RNA of Linum trigynum, 1152 nucleotides long. The record is from the annotation of a GenBank genome assembly. NCBI's taxonomy places the organism in Eukaryota, Viridiplantae, Streptophyta, Magnoliopsida, Malpighiales, Linaceae.
UACUCCCCACUCGCCACUCCCAGGCUUCCUCUUUUAAAUACUUCAUCCCUGAGACGAGGCGCCAAAGAAACACUUUCCACAGUCGCUUGCUUAUUUCCCAAGUUGAGAGAUUGUGAGCGAUCGAUCGAUUAUUCGAUUCUAGGGUUCCUUGAUCUCGGCGUUAGCUAGAGAUUGAGAGAACCGCGAGAGAGAAAGAAAGGCGAAGAACAAAGAACUUCGGUAAUUCUUCCGGUGGAAUCGCGCGCUAAAGACAAGAUGGCUCGCUGUUUUGGUUACCAGCCUCCCGAAAGCUACCUCAAGCUUGUGGAAGAGAUGAGGAGCCAUGGGAAAAGGGACAUAGGAAAAUGGAUGAAAAGGAAGAGCAGAAGAGAAGCUAAGGAAGCAGAAAAGAUCAAGUCCAAAAGAAUGAAGCAUUCUCAUCACGAGAGUAAAGAAGAAGGUGAAAUCAGUGAUGUUACAGAAGAAGAAGAAGCAGAAAAGCUCAAAUCCAAAAGAAUGAAGCAUUCUCAUCACGAGAGUAAAGAAGAAAAAGAAGAAGGUGAAAUUAGUGUUGUUACAGAAGAAGAAGAAAAAGAAGAAGGUGAAAUCAGUGAUGUUACAGAAGAAAACGGCCCCCCUGAAAGCCCCUGCAGUUCCUCGGAUUCUGUCAAUCCUCGGAAGAGCUUCACUAUAAUCGAAUCAUCGAAGAAGGAGAUGUCGAGGCACGAGCUAUACGAGGCUCUAACGACUGGUUGGACGCCGCCACAACUGAAGAUGUCAGAGCCAGAAGACCUCGGGUGGCUGUCUGGUUCCAGAAAGACUGAUGGAGUCAGAUGCCAGGCAAGGAGCAGUGAAGUUCGACACAACAAUGUUCUGGUUUAUGCAUUGCCCUAUACGGCUCCCAUUUGAUGAUACCAGCAGCUGGCUGAAGAUGGGGAAUAUGAUUCAUCUUAAUGGGUUCCCGGCUGUUUAUGGAGAGAUUUAUGUAUAUGAUGUAACUCGGUGAACUCACCAUCGUAUCGUAAUGAGAAAGAAGAAAGAAGGGGCAGGGGCCCAACUCUGUGGAUGUAGGCACAACUUGCCGAACCACGUAAAAAAUCUCGUGUCUCUCGUGUGAUUGCUUAUCUCUUAAUUCAUUCCAUCACUAGAAGUUAAUAACGUUAUUUGAGAAUC